Molecule: messenger RNA, 2049 nt
Organism: Ictidomys tridecemlineatus (thirteen-lined ground squirrel)
Lineage: Eukaryota; Metazoa; Chordata; Mammalia; Rodentia; Sciuridae
Source: RefSeq, a predicted model, not a curated record
AUGGCUCCUUGGCCUGAGUUGGAAAAUGCCCAGCCCAUCCCCAAUAAAUACAUCGAAGGGGCCACAAGUCCACCAGCCAAAGGCAAGGAGUCUGGCAAAAAUGACAGCAGUGGUCCUACAGCCAAAAUUGAACUUCUGCCCUUGUACUCCACUGCGACUUUGAUAGAGGAGCCCACUGAUGUGGAAGACCCCUAGGACCUGCCCACACUCCAGGAUACUGGGAUCAAGUGGUCAGAGAGAGACACCAAAGGGAAGCUCUUAUGUGUCUUCCAAGGGAUUGGAAAAUUCAUUUGACUCCUGGGGUUCCUCUACUUGUUUGUUUGCUCCUUGGAUGUCCUCAGCAGUGCCUUCCAGCUGGUUGGAGGAAAAGUGGCCGGGCAGUUCUUCAGCAACAACUCCAUCAUGUCCAACCUCAUGGCUGGACUGGUGAUCAGGGUGCUGGUGACCUUCAUGGUGCAGAGCUCCAGCACCUCCUCAUCCAUCAUCAUCAGCAUGGUGGCCUCCUCAUUGCUGACCGUGUGGGCAGCCAUCCCCAUCAUCAUGAGGGCCAACAUCGGGACCUCCAUCACCAACACCAUUGCACUACUCAUGCAGGCCGGAGACUGCAGCGAGUUUAGGAGGGCUUUUGUAGGGGCUACCAUCCAUGACUUCUUCAACUGGCUGUCUGUACUGGUGCUCUUGCCCCUGGAGGUUGCCACCCACUACCUGGAGAUUCUGACCAACCUGGUGGUGGACACCUUCCACUUUCAGAAUGGAGAAGAUGCCCCAGCACUUCUGAAAGUCAUCACAGAUCCCUUCACGAAGCUCAUCAUUCAGCUGGAUAAAAAAGUCAUCCACCAAAUUGCAAUGAAUGACGAAUUGGCCCAAAACAAGAGUCUGAUCAAGAUUUGGUGCAAAACUUUUACAAAUACGACUCAGAUGAAUGUCGCUGUCCCCUCGCCUGAGAACUGCACUUCCCCUUCCCUCUGUUGGACAGAGGGUAUCUACACCUGGACAAUCAAGAACGUGACCUACAAGGAGAACAUUGCCAAGUACCAGCACAUCUUUGUGAAUUUUAACCUCCCGGAUCUGGCUGUGGGCAUCAUCAUGCUGAUUGUCUCCCUGAUGGUCCUCUGUGGCUGCCUGAUCAUGAUCGUCAAGCUCCUGGGCUCUGUGCUCAAGGGACAGGUUGCCAUUGUCAUCAAGAAAACCAUCAACACUGAUUUCCCCUUUCCCUUUGCCUGGGUGACUGGCUACCUAGCCAUCCUCGUCGGAGCGGGCAUGACCUUCAUCGUCCAGAGCAGUUCAGUGUUCACGUCUGCCAUGACCCCUCUGAUCAGUAUCGGUGUGAUAACCAUUGAGAGGGCUUAUCCGCUCACUCUGGGCUCCAACAUCGGCACCACCACCACCGCCAUCCUGGCCGCCUUAGCCAGCCCGGGCAACACUCUCAAGAGUUCUCUCCAGCUCUCCCUGUGCCACUUUUUCUUCAACAUCUCUGGCAUUUUGCUGUGGUACCUGAUCCCGUUCACCCGCCUGCCGAUCUGCCUGGCCAAGGGGCUGGGCAACAUCUCCGCCAAGUACCGCUGGUUUGCUGUGUUCUACCUGAUCUUCUUCUCCUUCCUGACCCCGCUGACCGUGUUCGGCCUCUCGCUGGCCGGCUCGCCCGUGUUGGUGGGCGUGGGGGUGCCCAUCAUCCUCCUGCUGCUGCUGGUGGUCUGCCUCAGGCUCCUGCAGUCCUGCUGCCCACGCAUCCUGCCCAUCAAGCUCCGCAAUUGGCACUUCCUGCCCCAGUGGAUGCACUCCCUGAAGCACUGGGACAACCUCAUCACCUUGGCCACCAGCUGCUGCCAGCAGCGCUGCUGUUGCUGCUGCCACGUGUGCUGCCAGGUGUGCUGCCACUGCAGCAAGUGCUGCGAGGACCUGGAGGAGGUGCAGGAGGUGCAGGGUGUCCCCAUGAAGGCCCCCGAGGCCUUCGAAAAUGCCACCAUGAACAGAGAAGACCAAGAUGAGGUCAAGGCCCACGCUGAUGUCCCGGGCACCAAGGCCAUCUGCAAUAGCACAGCCUUCUAG